Phacochoerus africanus (Common warthog) is the source of this 4469-nucleotide messenger RNA. RefSeq names its product ring finger protein 19A, RBR E3 ubiquitin protein ligase (gene RNF19A). Gene Ontology annotation, biological process: protein polyubiquitination; ubiquitin-dependent protein catabolic process; positive regulation of proteasomal ubiquitin-dependent protein catabolic process. The coding region runs from base 451 to 2967 and encodes 838 amino acids. NCBI's taxonomy places the organism in Eukaryota, Metazoa, Chordata, Mammalia, Artiodactyla, Suidae. Gene Ontology annotation, molecular function: ubiquitin conjugating enzyme binding; zinc ion binding; ubiquitin protein ligase activity. The record is from RefSeq and is a predicted model, not a curated record. The transcript has 11 exons. Gene Ontology annotation, cellular component: ubiquitin ligase complex; cytoplasm.
GGGGAGGCGGCGGGGGCGGAGCGCAUUCCUGAUGGGUGAAAUCUGCUCUAACGGGACCGAUUUCCGGGCCUCGCUGCAAAUUCGGCGCCGGGGCCAGCGCCCCCAAACCCCUGCGGCCGGGGACCCCGGGGGAAAAAGGGAGGCGCGCACCGGGGAACGUUCAUCCGUGAGAACUGCCACUCCCUGCAAAAGCAGAAAUUAAACAGACGAAAAAUGGUGUAGUCUUGGGCCUCUGUCCCUCUCUGGAGACCCCUGGAAAUAUAAACAGCCCUGUUGUAAUGUGAAUGGCAAGCAAGAUUGCCAGUUGAAGAGACAUUCUGGUAGAAGCGAACCAUAGGAGGGAGCAAACUAGUUAGAGAACAUCUGUGAUAAGUCUUCUGUAAAUUGAACUUUUUCAAGAAUUCUCUGGAGGAGCCAAGUAGAAUUUUCUUACACCAUGACUUAAUCUGAAUGCAAGAACAAGAAAUAGGUUUGAUCUCUAAAUAUAAUGAAGGGCUGUGUAUAAACACAGACCCUAACUCAAUUCUAAUGAGUAUUUUAGACAUGAGUUUACAUCGGCAAAUGGGUUCAGAUCGAGAUCUUCAGUCUUCUGCAUCAUCUGUAAGCUUGCCUUCGGUCAAAAAGGCACCCAAAAAAAGAAGAAUUUCAAUAGGCUCUCUUUUUCGGAGGAAAAAGGAAAACAAACGUAAAUCAAGGGAGCUAAAUGGCGGGGUGGAUGGAAUUGCGAGUAUCGAAAGUAUACAUUCUGAAAUGUGUACUGAUAAGAACUCCAUUUUUUCUACAAAUACCUCCUCUGACAAUGGAUUAACUUCCAUCAGCAAACAAAUUGGAGACUUCAUAGAGUGCCCCUUGUGCCUUUUGCGGCAUUCUAAAGACAGAUUUCCUGAGAUAAUGACUUGUCAUCAUAGAUCUUGUGUGGAUUGCUUGCGACAAUACCUAAGGAUAGAAAUUUCUGAAAGUAGAGUUAAUAUCAGUUGCCCAGAAUGUACUGAACGGUUUAAUCCCCAUGAUAUUCGCUUGAUAUUAAGUGAUGAUGUCUUGAUGGAAAAAUAUGAAGAAUUUAUGCUUAGACGGUGGCUUGUUGCAGAUCCUGAUUGUAGGUGGUGUCCAGCUCCAGACUGUGGGUAUGCUGUGAUAGCAUUUGGAUGUGCUAGCUGUCCAAAAUUAACAUGUGGACGAGAAGGCUGUGGAACAGAGUUUUGCUACCACUGUAAACAAAUUUGGCAUCCCAACCAGACCUGUGAUGCUGCUCGACAAGAGAGAGCCCAAAGUUUACGACUGAGAACUAUCCGUUCUUCAUCCAUUAGUUAUAGUCAAGAGUCUGGAGCAGCAGCCGAUGAUAUAAAGCCAUGUCCACGAUGUGCUGCUUAUAUAAUAAAGAUGAAUGAUGGGAGCUGUAAUCACAUGACAUGUGCUGUCUGUGGUUGUGAGUUUUGUUGGUUGUGUAUGAAAGAAAUCUCAGAUUUGCAUUAUCUAAGUCCAUCAGGAUGUACUUUUUGGGGGAAGAAACCCUGGAGCCGAAAAAAGAAAAUAUUGUGGCAGCUGGGAACACUUGUUGGUGCUCCUGUAGGAAUUGCUUUAAUAGCUGGCAUUGCUAUCCCUGCAAUGAUUAUUGGCAUUCCUGUGUAUGUGGGCCGUAAGAUUCACAAUCGAUAUGAAGGCAAGGAUGUUUCAAAGCACAAACGGAAUUUGGCCAUAGCAGGUGGUGUAACAUUGUCUGUAAUCGUAUCUCCAGUGGUAGCUGCAGUAACUGUAGGUAUUGGUGUUCCUAUUAUGCUAGCUUAUGUCUAUGGCGUUGUUCCAAUUUCUCUCUGUCGAAGCGGAGGUUGCGGAGUUUCAGCAGGCAAUGGAAAAGGAGUCAGGAUUGAAUUUGAUGAUGAAAAUGAUAUAAAUGUUGGUGGAACUAACACAGCUGUAGACACAACUUCAGUAGCAGAAGCAAGACACAACCCUAGCAUAGGGGAGGGAAGUGUUGGUGGUCUGACUGGCAGUUUGAGUGCAAGUGGAAGCCACAUGGAUCGAAUAGGAGCCAUCCGGGACAACCUGAGUGAAACAGCCAGCACCAUGGCACUAGCUGGAGCCAGUAUAACAGGGAGUUUGUCAGGAAGCGCCAUGGUAAACUGUUUCAACAGGUUGGAAGUACAAGCAGAUGUACAGAAAGAACGGUACAGUCUAAGUGGAGAAUCUGGCACUGUCAGUUUGGGAACAGUUAGUGAUAAUGCCAGCACUAAGGCAAUGGCAGGAUCCAUUCUAAAUUCCUACAUCCCAUUGGACAAAGAAGGCAACAGUAUGGAGGUUCAAGUAGAUAUUGAAUCAAAGCCAUCCAAAUUCAGGCACAACAGUGGAAGCAGCAGUGUAGACGAUGGCAGUGCUGCCCGAAGUCAUCCUGGGGGUUCGUCUGGUGGUUUGCCUGAAGGUAAAUCCAGUGCCACCAAGUGGUCCAAAGAAGCAACAGCAGGAAAGAAAUCAAAAAGUGGUAAAUUGAGGAAAAAGAGUAACAUGAAGAUAAAUGAGACCAGAGAGGACAUGGAUGCACAACUGUUAGAACAACAAAGCACGAACUCGAGUGAAUUUGAGGCUCCAUCCCUCAGUGACAGUAUGCCAUCUGUAGCAGAUUCCCACUCUAGUCAUUUUUCUGAAUUUAGUUGUUCUGACCUAGAAAGCAUGAAAACUUCUUGUAGCCAUGGUUCAACUGAUUAUCAUGCCCGCUUUGCUACUGUUAACAUUCUUCCUGAGGUAGAAAAUGACCGUCUGGAAAAUUCCCCACAUCAGUGUAGCAUUUCUGUGCUUACUAAAACUGCUUCGUGUUCAGAAGAUCCGCAGUUGAAUCAUAUUGCUGAAGAACACAGUAACAAUGGAAUAAGGCCCAAUGUUGAUUUAUAUUUUGGUAAUGCACUAAAAGAAACAAAUAACAACCACUCACAUCAGACAAUGGAAUUAAAAGUUGCAAUUCAGACUGAUAUAUAGACCUAUAAAUGCUGCAAAAUAAUUACCACUUGAAAAACCUUGUUUGGAGCUGGUUGAACUACUCCUGACUAUUUUAAGUUUCAAGUUACCAGCAAAUGCCGGGUUAUGUAGUCAUAAGGCAGAUACAUUUUCUAUGUUCAGCAAAGCAUUGUGUUUCGUGUGGAUAUUAAUUACCAAACUAUGAAAUGAAGGCUUUAAAAGUGCAUUAUUGUAAGGACAAUAAUUCCUAAGAAAAUUAUGUUUUGUGUGUUUGCCACAAAACGUUGCUUGAAGCACAUACUUGUGUAUUUAGAUAGAAAUUUGGCUUAAUUUAUAAUCAAUAUAAAAUACUAAUGCAGUUCCACAGCAUUCUUAUGAAGAGGACUUGAGGCUUAGGGUUAAGUGGUUAGUGACAUUUUAUUGAAACCACUAAGGGAUACUGUUUAAAGAACCUUGCAGGUUACUCUCAGUAUAUAAUACUCUUUGUAACAUUUCUGUUCAUAACUGGGCAUAAAUUUCAUUUUUUUCAUCAUAUGCAGUGUGGAUAUAUACAGCUUAAUGCAGCCCAAUUGCUACCAUUUGGAUACUUAGACACUUUGAGCAAAAUUGUGGCAGUUUUUGCACACCUUUGCAAUAGAAAUACCUGGUACUCUUAAUGUAUCUUGUAUGUUGUUGUUGCCAUAUUAGAAGAAAAGUGUAAAAGUAGGUAAUUAAGUAUACUGACAGCACCAAAUAAGAUAUAUAAAACUGCAAAAUAAAAUUCCAGUAGUUUGUAAGUAUUACCAAAAAAGUCACCUUUGACUAAGGGGAAUUUUGCAUCCCACUGAAUCUUGGUGCCUUUGGAAUAGACUGGAUUUUAAGGGCCUACUCGUUUGAGGAUUUUGCUGUAUUGUUUUCCAUAAUGUCCUCUUUAGCCACCUUGGAUUAUGUAGAAAAACACAGGAUAGCUAAACAUAAAUACGAUUAACAACAAUAAUGCUGAAAAAGUAUUAGCCUACCAAAGACACACUCAGGCUUUAGUAACCUCAGUUUUUAACACACAUGUAUCUUCUCCAGUCAUGAAAUCAAAGCAAGGUGCAGAGUUUGUACCGAGUACUAAGUAGGGGUCCACAUGUGGCUGGCUUUAUUUUCCUUUGCUUUUGUUUAUGGAAGAUGUUCAGCUGACAUAAACAGAAGUUGGCCAAAAUACUGCCUGUGCCGUUAACUUCCUAUAUAAUUCACUUAAAUAAAACAGGCUAACCUCCGUGAUAGCAGUUAAAGUGUCCCAUCUUCAAUGUUUCUUUUAAGUAUUACCAUUAUGGUGCUACUGAGCGUUUUCUUUUGGUAAAAAGAAAAAUGCCAUGGGCUGCAGUCUUCUUUCAUCACUUUUUCUCACCAGGCCCAUUAAUAUGCUUAUAACACUAGUGCCAGUUAUUUUAUUUGAUAAUGCUUAUUAUGGUAUUUGUAUAUUUGUUUGCAUUCCAGUUUUGUUCAAUAGUGAGUGUGUAAACUGCAUACAUGAAAUAAAUGUAAAUACUAAUGUA